AAUUUCGGAAGGAUUUGUGAUUCCUGGUUUAUGUUAACUUUUUUUCUAUAACCAUGUUUAAUCUACCAAUGUGAAAGAAGGAAGAUACAAGGAAAAAAACUGCCCACUUUGUGUUAAUGUUUACCUGCCAUGGCUACCUUGGUCUGCAGGGUCCAGUUCCUCGACGACACCGAUCCAUUCAACAGCACCAACUUCCCAGAGCCCACCCGGCCUCCUCUCUACACUUUCCGAGAGGACAUCUCGCUCAUCAAUCAGAUCCCGGGACUGCACCGACUGCUUCAAGCUCCCCACAAGCUUGAUGACUGUGCACUGCAGCUGUCCCACAAUGGUACCUAUCUUGAUUUGGAAUCUAACUUGGCUGAACAGAAAGAUGAAUUGGAAGGCUUCUUGGAAGAUCCUGGGAGAGGAAAGAAGCACAGCAUGAUCCUGCGUACGCAGCUCUCUGUCAGAGUCCAUGCUUGUAUUGAGAAACUCUACAAUUCUUGUGGCCGGGAGCUGAGAAGAGCCCUGUUUUCACUCAAGCAGAUCUUCCAGGAUGACAAGGAUUUGGUUCAUGAGUUUGUCGUUGCUGAGGGUUUGACAUGUUUGAUAAAAGUAGGAGCAGAAGCAGACCAGAACUACCAGAAUUACAUCCUGAGAGCUCUUGGCCAGAUUAUGCUGUAUGUGGAUGGAAUGAAUGGGGUGAUUGACCACAGUGAAACUAUCCAAUGGCUCUACACACUCAUAGGGUCAAAGUUCCGCCUGGUGGUGAAGACAGCCCUGAAGCUGCUGCUAGUGUUUGUGGAGUACACUGAAUCAAAUGCACCGCUUCUUAUCCAGGCUGUCACUAAAGUGGACCACAAGAGGGGUGAGCGAGCAUGGGCAAACAUUAUGGAAAUACUGGAUGAAAAAGAUGGGAUUGACACCGAGCUUCUCGUUUAUGCAAUGACUUUAAUAAAUAAGACGUUGGCAGGUUUGCCCGAUCAAGAUUCCUUCUAUGAUGUAGUGGACUGUCUAGAAGAACAGGGGAUGGAAGCCAUUUCCCAGAGGCACUUGAACAAAAAAGGAACUGAUUUGGAUCUGCUCGAACAAUUCAAUAUUUAUGAGAUGAGCCUGAAGCAUGAAGAUGGUGAUGAUGAUAAUGUUACUUUGAGUGGACGCAAGGACCGGCGGAGAUCAAGUCUUGGUGUGAAUGAGCGGCGUGGUUUAGAACGAAGGAGGAGUCGAAGGCAUUCAGUGCAGAAUAUCAAGAGCUCCUUGUCUGCCCCUGCCAGUCCAUGCAGUGCCCUGCCUGGCCAUUUAAGCCCACAUUACCCCACGUCCAAUGGCCAGAUGCAUGAAGAUCUCAGCGAAAACAAAGACAAGCCUCAGCUGAGCUACGUGAUCCGCCAUGCCGAUGAACCAACCCAGUCUGAUGAUGUAUUUGAGGCAAAUCUCUCAGAAUGCAAUGCAGACGAGGAAUACGACGAGGAAGAACCUGAAGAAGAGCAGCCAGUUACUGAAUCUAAUACUGAGGAUGAGGGGGAAGAUGAUCCCUCUUGUCAGGGUCAGGAAAGUGAGUUGAAGCCAGAUACAGAAAUUGAACAUGCAGAAAGUAGUUUCCAAAGUUCAAAAUAUGUAGCGAGCUUUAUCCCUGUGCCCGAAGGGGAAGGAUCUUCCAGCCAGUUCCAGACUCCUGAACUAAACAACCUGCCAUCUAGCUGCUCUCCUCAGUCACGUAUCUCUCUCAACGAUUACCAACCUUAUUUGCAACCGUCAUCAUUUUCUUCUUCUUCUUCAUCACCAUCAUCAUCUAUUGUCAUCCAUCAAUCAUCAGCUGUUUCACAAAACAGUUCUCAAGAUUCAUCAGCAAAUGUUACUCCAGCUUUAUCUCCAAGUGUUGAGAAGUUGCCGUAUCUCAUCCAUACACCUUUCCACCUGUUUUCAUACGAUCUGGGUGAAACUCCUAAAAGAGUUAAAGAUAAAGAAGCAGAAAUGAGGGAAAGCAGCUUCUCUGUUUCUGUUUACAGUCAGCUGGAAUCUUCCUACAUGAACAAAUACACUGAUACCUUUGAACCUUAUACCUCCAGGUCUUCUAAUAGAUACAGCAGCUAUGGCAGCAGUGCCUUCACGGGAUCUCGAUCUUACUCUGGGCUUGCUUCCCCCACCGCCUCUGCCUCUCGCUACAGGACCUCUCUCUCUCCUGCUCCUGAGGCAAAAUCUGACAGGCCAGUGCUGGGAGGUCUUCUCUCCUCUUCCUACAGACAGCAUCAAGAGUCACUGGCAGCAGAGCGAGAGAAACGACGUCAGGAGAGGGAAGAGAGACUACAACGGAUAGAGCGUGAAGAAAGGAACAGAUUCAAUCGAGGAUAUAUAGAAAAACGCGAAGAACAAAGACUGGCAAGAGAAGAAAGAUAUAAAUACCUGGAAAAACUAGCGGCGGAGGAAUAUGAGAAGGAAGCCAGGAAUCGAGUGCCACGGGCACGGAGCGACCUAUCCCUCAGCCUGAGUUCACCUGCAGCUCCAUCCUCCCCGGUCACGACUUGUAGGACUCCCUCACCUGCAAAGCCUCAAGAGGAGCCUGAGCCUCCAUCUGCACUGUGCGAAUCACUGCAGCCUACAGAACUCUCUGCCAGUGAGCAAGAGCCGGAGCCUGAUCCUGAGCCUGAACCAGAGCCUGAAUCAGAAAUCGAACGAGAAACCGAGGUGGUCACUGAGUCGGGACCUUCAGAGCUGGAGACUCAGCAGGGAGCUGACCGUGAGCCUGAAGAAAAUGCAAUCCUGAGCGAGAAGGAGAGGCAGAAUGAAGAAGUGAAUGAGAAAGAUAACUGCUCAGCGUCCAGCAUCUCAUCAGCCAGCAGCACUUUAGAAAGAGAAGAAAGGGAAGACAAACUAACCAGCGACAAUGAAACUGGUAAAUGGACGCAAAGCAUUAAGGAAGUCAGUGUAAAUGAGCAGUGCAGCAACAUUCUCAAUAACAAACGGUUCAUGCUGGACAUGUUGUAUGCGCAGAACAAAAAGACAGACAAUGGCGAGGAAACAGAGCUCGAGAGAAAAGAGGAGGAGAAACAAGAGUCCCUGGCCACUCUGGCCAGCCGCAUCAGCAUUCUCCAAGCCAGCAAGCAGGCUUGUGAGGACAAAGUGAAAAAAAUGGAGAUUGACCAUCUGGAGAACCAUGGCAGUGUGAAAGCUUUUACUGACAAAUUUAACAGCGGGGAGCUGGGUAAAGGGCACCCACUGUCUGAUUCUGAAGUGAAUGCGAAGCCUGUGGAUAAAGUCUCUGCACAGCCAAAAAAAGAAUCCGAUUACAUUUGGGAUCAACUCAUGGCCAAUCCGAGGGAGCUAAAGAUCAAAGAUAUAGACUUCACAGACUUGGAGGAGGAUGACGAUGUGGAUGUGUUGGACAUGGAGAACUUACUUAAUUCUAGAGACUCAAUACUUCCGCCUCCGCCCCCUCCCCCGCUUUCUUUUCUGGGCUUGCCUCCCCCUCCUCCACCACCUUUACUGUACUGCCCACCUCCUCCUCCAACACCGGGAAUGACCAGACCUCCACCUCCACCUUUUGGCCCUCACCAAGCCAUGGGGUCACCCCAUCUGUCCAGGAGUGAGCCAACAUUUAUCAAGAAGAAGAAAACUAUCAGGCUAUUCUGGAAUGAAGUCCGACCGAUUGAUUGGCAAUACAAAAACCACAAGCGAUGCAGAGAACCCCUCUGGACCCGCCUGGAGCCGGUAAAGUUGGAUGUAUCCAAACUGGAGCAUCUAUUUGAAUCGAAAUCCAAGGAAUUGCCAGUCACUAAGAAGACAGCUGCAGAUGGGAAGAGACAGGAAGUCAUUGUGUUAGACUCAAAACGGAGCAACGCCAUUAACAUCGGACUGACCGUAUUACCACCACCAAGAACAAUCAAAACUGCAAUUCUGAACUUUGAUGAAUAUGCCUUGAACAAAGAAGGUAUAGAGAAAAUCCUGACCAUGAUUCCCAGUGAAGAGGAAAAGCAGAAGAUCCAGGAGGCCCAGUUGCUGAAUCCCGACAUUCCUUUGGGUUCUGCAGAGCAGUUUCUUCUAACUUUGUCUUCUAUUAGUGAACUCUCAGCCAGACUCCAACUCUGGGCCUUCAAGCUAGACUAUGAGACAGUAGAGAAGGAAGUUGCAGAGCCUCUACAGGACCUGAAAGAAGGCAUGGACCAGUUAGAGAACAAUAAAACUUUAAGAUACAUCCUAGCAACAUUGCUGGCAAUAGGGAACUUCCUAAAUGCAUCAAAUGCGAAAGGUUUUGAGCUGGGGUACUUGGAGAAAGUACCAGAAGUAAAAGACACAGUGCAUAAGCAAUCCCUGCUGCAUCACAUCGCAACUAUUGUGGUGGAAAAAUUUCCAGAUAGUUCGGACCUGUAUUCUGAGAUUGGGGCCAUCACGAGGUCAGCCAAGGUUGACUUUGACCAGCUUCAAGAAAACCUUUGCCAGUUGGAGCGGAGGUGCAAAGCCUCAUGGGAUCAUCUAAAGGCUAUUGCAAAGCACGAAAUCAAAUCCAGCCUGAAGCAGAAAAUGUCUGAGUUUCUGAAGGAUUGUGCUGAAAGGAUCAUCAUUUUAAAGAUCGUUCACAGAAGAGUAAUGAACAGAUUCCAUGCUUUUUUACUCUUCAUGGGACAUCCUCCACAUGCAGUGAAAGACGUGAACAUUCACAAAUUCUGUAAGAUCAUCAGUGAGUUUGCUCUCGAGUACCGCACCACAAGAGAACGAGUGUUACAGCAGAAGCAGAAACGGGCCAAUCACCGAGAAAGAAACAAGACCAGAGGCAAAAUGAUUACAGAUACUGAUGACGAAGAUGAUGGUGAGACAGGAAAGUUCUCCAGCAACACAGAAACUGUCUCGGGUGAGAGCCAGCCGCACGGAUUGCAGUCUGCAGAAGAGGCAGCAGAACAUGAAAACAUGAAAGCAGUUCUGAAAACCUCCGCACCAUGUGGCGAAGUCACCACCGCUGUGCCAGGGGUGCGGACCCGAACAAGGGCCAGCAGAGGCCGUGUUGGAUCGUGGACUGCAGGCAACGAUGAUUCCCCAAAUGCCACAGACGAUGCCGCAGACGAAAUAAUGGAUCGGAUUGUCAAGUCAGCUACUCAGGUGCCAAAUCAGCGAGCUGUGCCUAGAGAGAGGAAAAGAUCACGUGCAAACAGGAAGUCAUUAAGAAGAACAUUAAAGAGUGGCCUGACGCCAGAAGAGGCCAAAGCAUUGGGUUUACUCUCCACCUCAGAGAUGCAGGUGUGAGGUGACUUGAGCAUGAACUGAGGCAGGAGACACCGCGAACGUUCGGACAAGGCACAGCUAGAAACAUCAACUGGCAACCAACUGCUGCUCUUGACAUCCAGCAAUCCCCCAGCUCUGGUCAUCAUACGACGCCUAUGAGAAGCAAGAGCUAGAAAGAGAUGUCGUGUAUUGGCACUAAAGUUCUGACAGCUUUCUUAAAAUUUAAAAUCAGGAUUGUUCAGAAGUAUUUAUACCUUGGUAAAAGUAUUCUUUUUUUUGUUUUCGUAUCUAAUUGAAGUGAUUAGAAAGAUUUAUUGAGUAAGCUGUUGUACGUGAUAUGUUUACGUUGGCUUUACUUGUGGCCUACUUAUGUAGCAGGAACAUUCACCGUAUCAGUGAGAAUACCGGGUCUUAAAGAGACAGUGUGCUGAUGUUGACAGGCCAACGACCCCACUGUCUGUUAAAACUUUCUUAUGGCAGUUGUGUAACUUUCUUCCAAAAUGAAUCUAAGAUGCUUUGAACAUCAGUCCUUCAAUUCUGUGUUGUUUUAUUUUUGUAAGCCUCUUUAGUGAUGGCAAAGGAUUCCGCCCCCGCACCCCCAAUCCUGCCACCAGAAUACUACUGCCACUGAUGCACAUUCAAUAUUUUAAAAUGUUCAUUUUAAGUAUUAUGAAAUACUGGUAGAGAAGGGCCUAAAAGAGGUAACCGAUAUUCCCUUAUUCACUCAGUGUAACUAAUAAUGGCUAAAAGUGGUGGGACUGUAUAGCACGAGAUUAAAUUGACCUCUCUAUUAAUAGCUUUGCAUUUUUUCUUGAAGUCAUGUUGCAGUAAAAUUUUCUUGACUUGCUUUGUUCAGAGAAGGUCAGACAGUAGUUUUUUGUUGAGUAUGUGUAUGAGUGAUUCUAUACUGGCUGAAGAGCAGAAGUUUGACCUUAGCUUAUGUGCCUAUUAGAUGAAGAUUGGCCUUGAUUGUUCAUUAUUGAAUAGAAUGUUUGAAGGCCUUUCAGAAUGCAUUUAAGACAUUGCUGCAUGUAGCAUCUGGAACAGUUCUUCCCCAGACCCUGUGCUGACCAUAGUUUCCGGUUUGCAGUUAAUGGAGUAAUCCAGAAUUUGGACUCAGUGUGUAACCCCACCAUUCAUUCGCCGCUGGAUGCUCACAAAUCUCAGUGACAUGAAGCGGUGUGAAUUUUGUCAGAAGCAGAAAGUAUAAUGCACUGGCCUUGCAAUAAACUAAACUUGGCAUUGUCACGUACUUUAGUAAUAAUGUAUAUGUGCGUUACAUCCAGGAGUGGGAAUCAAAAUGACAGACAUUUUGAAUUCUGAAAUUCAGUAAGCAAUCCUUAAUGGUAUAGUACUGGUCAUUUUUCUUCCCACUACCCAGUUAAUAGGGGGACUAGGUUCCUGAAAUUGAAAAAUGGUGUGUUUUGAGCUAUGGGGUGGGUCCUUCUGGAGGAUUGAAGUCCUUGAGAUGAGGCAAGUAUGGUUAGGGCUGGCUGAGUGAGGAGCGAGUCAAAAAUCUAUUUCUGUAAAUUCACUUCAAGCUUGUAAGGUGAUUUAUUGACCGUUAACCAAAGCAAUGCUACUGUACUUCACCAGAGUAUAGAAUAUGUUGAAAUGUUAUUAUGAAAGCAGAAGUGGUUGUAUGCGUGAAAUAGACCACAAGAAUGUCUUUUGAAUGUGACAAGUGAGGAUAUUCUCAAUCAUUCGGGGACAUUAUCAGUCAAGUUUGAAAUCCAAAGUCAAAAUGUUUUGUGUUGUGGUUGACCAUGUUUUGAAGAUGCUUUUAAUUAUUUUAAGGGUGUUCUAUCCAUUUCAAUUCAGUGCACCAGUAAUUUCUAUAUACUUGGGCUCAAUCUUGCUUAGUUAUGAGCUUAUAAUUAAAUGGGCUGAAUUUAAUUAGUUGGGUUACAUAUCAGCCGGAUCCAUUUAAUCCGGGAGAGAUCCCACAGAAGUCUCUCGGCAACAUUAAAAUGCAUGUAAUUCAGUGGAGGCUGCGUAGCUUUUCCUGAAGGCAACCUGGAUAACCCUGUCAUUCUGGUUAACAGGCAUUCUGUGUUUGAUCAAGGGACCUGUCUUCAAGAAGGUUGAUGGCAAUGAAAGUUGCCAAACCUUCCCGACAGCCCCAAAUUGCAUCCUGCCCUCCCUCACCUCUGGCCUGGGCUCCAUUAGCAACCUGGGGCUCCAGUGAACACAUUUGUCGCCAGCUGACUGUCGUGAGGGGAGCUUCUGGCUCCUGGAAGGCAGAACAUCUGUCAUCAGCAUACUUAAUCCCAAGACAGACUCCAUGUUAGCCAUUUAUAUGUCUGAAGGGCACUUAGUUGUGUUGAUCCUUUUGCAGGGGUUCCCCACUGAUUCUGCAACUGUUGCUAUGAUCCUUAUUGGGCUAAUUAAAGCCCACCCCAAUGUCCCCAUAACUAGGGAGGCAACAAUCAUCAUAAAAUAUUUAUAAAAAGACGCAUGUUAUAAUUUGCUGAGGUUGAGUUGCUGUGAAAAGGCUUGGGAGGUGGGGUAGAUAAAGAGCUUUUUUUAAUUGAUGGAAAGAAUAUAUAAAGUACACUUAAUAUCAGAAAGUAUAUCAAGCUCCUGUAUAAUCAGUGGCAAGUAACAUUGUAAAGGAAUUCAGACAAGAUUCAAUGCAGUUAAAGGUCACCUGAGCCCCAUAAUUGUGUUGCUGCUUUUUUACUGUCCUGUCUCUAUGUACCAUUUAUUGUUUAAACUUGAAAAAAUUCUGAAUUAUUUAACUAAUGUGUUUUGUAGAACCCAGGAAUGAAUUAAUCAGCCCUUGGACCAAGGUGGCAGAUCCAAAAGAUUUUUUAUUUUAUUUUUUUACACGUGCAUUGUUUCUGGCUAUGUUAUUGUCUUAACAACACAUCAAUGAAUCCCACUUCUCAGUAUCUGUCCAGAAUUGGACAUUUUUAAAUCUCCAUGUGUUUUCAUGGUGUUAGAUGCUGAUUAAGUCACUUGUUUUAGAAGCCUGGGUUCAAUCUUACUGAAGAGGAAAGGGUAUUACUGGUACUGACUAAAUCCAGCAUCACUCUGAAUUAUUUUAACUCUUAAUUUAUUACUCUUAAUCUAACUUUAAGAACAGAAGAAACCUUUUGUAGAUUUAUAGGUUUCAGGAGCAUUAGAAUAAUCUGCAGUUAUGUGGCAAGGCCAAAAAUCUGAACAUGUGCAUGAUUCUAAACACAGACCACUUCCAAGAUAUAAGGAAAUCAAAAUUAGUGAAUCGCUACUUGGAUUUGGACUUAGUGAGGGAAGGUCCAGAUGUGAAAGUGUUCCUUUCCUUUUUUUAAAAAAUGUUUUGUUUGUUUUGAUAUCAUGACAAAUUCCUGACUCAACACUCACUAGAUUUCCAUGCCUCUUUCCAUCCAGAGUUGCUCAGUGAUUAUUGAUUAUGAAGUGUUAAAGGUUGUACUCAUUUCCUGGAGUGUCUCAUUAUCAUUGUAGCGCAGUUGUGAUGUCCAUGGUGGGUUUGUAAUCAGAUGUUGGAUGCUGUUUCAUAUUCUGGUGUUCACACAAUUCAGAUUUUGGUCAGUUGUCCGCUAACUCCCAGAGUGAUACAAACCUUCCAACAUUGAAACUAAUAAUUGACUUCAGGCAGUCCCACCUGCUAACUGAUGGCACUAGUGGCGCUCUAGAGAAAAAGGGUUUGAAAAUGAUAUGUUGCCUUGAAGCCAGAAUGUAGAUAUUAUUUUAAAAUGUGUAAAAGACCAAUUAGUAUAUAUACAUGAGCUCUGAAAUAGUGGGCUAAUUUAAACAGCGCAGUCUGCUUUAGAUGAAGCAGCUUAAAGUUUGAUUGCAAUUGCUGACCAAAAAGAUCUCAAGUUGGAAUCCAAUUUUAGAAUAUUUUAAAUUAACAUGUGAAUGAAGAAUGGGAUCAGCCAUGUUUUAAUCUGUAGGAAGCAAUACUUAAGUCUUGAAGUAUGGUCUAUUGCUUUUCUUUUAACACUGAUGACACAAAACUUGAACUUUAGUUCUGCGAAUCUCAUCACCUAGCAUUGUGUCUCAUUUAUUGCAAUGUUUUAAGUCUGGCCAUUAACUUUUGAUCCAAAGUAUAGUGUUUUUGACAUGAAAGUAGUAAAACUGGUCAACAAUGAGCUAAAACAGAAGUUGACGAACCGAAGUCAAUAACACUUAACAAUUAUGCGUUUAAGUGUUAUUUAUAAUUACCUCUUUGAAAGGAUUACUAUUAUGAAAACAGUUUGUUCUAGUGUAGUGCAGGAUCACCAGCUGCAGCAUGUUAUGGAGGAUAUACUUUAGAAGUAUAAAGCAGUUACACGAGGAACUACAAAUUUAAAGCCAACAAAAAGCAUUGUGCACUUUAAUAGUUCAACAUCUGUCUCUUCAUUAUUCAUUGAAUAUGUUUCUUAAUUUGCUCCUUUAUUUCGUAUGAUCAUGCAAUUGUACAGCAUAGUGAUUUAACAAAAUAGAAUUGUAGACUGAUUGCAGCACAGCCUGAGGUCCCUCAGUCCAUCGUGACUAUAACUGAUGGUUGUAAAUGCAUCUCUGCUCUUCCCAAUCCUUAACAUUUUAUCAUAGUCCUGAAAUCAAUUUUCUUCACAAAACUAAGUUCCCUUUCAAAGCCAUAUUUGAAAAUACCUCCACCACCAACACUGGCAGUUCAUUCCAAUGCUAACAACUGGUUGUAUUUUUUUUACAAUGUUGCCUUUGGAUCUUUUGCAAUUCACUUUGAAUUGUCACUCUUUGAUUCUCAACUCUUUCGCCAAUGGAAAUAGAUUCUCCUUAUCUUCUCUAUCCAGGCCUCUCUUGGUUUUGGCAACCUCAAUCCUUAUAAUGCCAGCUUUUUCAAUCUAUCCAUGUAACCCAAGUCUCUCAUUCCUGGAACAAUUUUCAGCAUCCUCUCCAAAGCUUUUGUGUCAUCCCUUAAGUAUAAUGUCCAGAUUGGUGCAAUAUUCUACCCUAGUCCAAUCCAGUGUAACAUAAGGCUCAGUAUAACUUGUUUUUUUUCAAAUCUACCAACUUCACACCCUUACAGACCAACUAAUCUCAGGGCACUCAAUCAUAGAUUUGUUCUACAGGCUUUCCCACCUAAGAAACACCAGGCUUCUCAGUCAGGAAGCUGCAGGUAAUAAACCUGCAGAGGAAAUAUGAAGACAGCAGGGCAUUAAGGAGUUUGGUUUCCUCAGCUCAAAAGCAGCCAUCCUACCAUUCCAGAUACUCUCCACCAUCACGGCUGCUCCCUCCCUUUCUCUCAUAUCCAACAUAUGGAAUUAGAAUUACUUAACCACAGGAAAGUUGUCUGUUCUAACUGAAUACUCCAAACUCUUUCCUUUCAGUAACCGUAGGGGUUAUUCCACAAGUCUAUUGUCGUAACAUCCCAAGUGUUAUAUCUAAUUUCCUUUAUAUCUCAGUUGAACAUUGUAAGGUGAAAAUUAAAGUUUGCUCCUGGUCUGAGAGACAGGUUGCCAGCAUUUAGGUAAGUCUACAUUGCAGAAAUACAAACGAUAUUACUUUUUAGUUUUUGUUUUGGAGAGGUUGAUGUAUUCUGGGAAAAGCAUGUUCUUUUUUUUUAACCAGUUUUGUAUUUUUGAUUUAAAAAGAAGAUGCUUUUGGCUACUGUGACUUCACAGACACUUUCCCUGCUUGUUUUGAUCUUUGGCUUCUGGUCUUAGUAAUCUUUCAUUUAAAACUGCCAAUUUAUACCAGUGCUCAAUAAUGCCACUUUCAGAUUAAUCAGCAUUGCAAUAUGUUCAUUUUGGUGUUGGUAAAACCCUUGUGUUUGAAUUAGGAAAGCCAACUUUAGUUUUCUCAAAGUCAGCUUUACAUGUGAUUUCUGAAUAUAACCCUAAUUGGUGAUCACUUCUCUCUCAUCUGGUUACAGCUCUAAUACGGGGUAAGCCUAAUCACUUUCCUUCAAUAGUUUGAGAUUUUAUUUUUGCCUUGGCCUGCAGCAUAGCACCUGUCUCUUAAACUUACCUGGAUUGCAUAAGGUGGCUACAUUACACUGGCAACAUGAAUGUUGGAUUCUGUAAAGGUUACAAACUAUGUAAUGAAGCUUCCUGGAGUAUUUGGAUAAAACUGACUCUUACUUGCUUUUUGUGUUUUUUUUAGAAAAGGAAAGCAAAUGCAUUCUUUCAAAAAGAAACUAUCCAUUUGCAAUCCUUUGCAACCUGAAGCCAGGCUUCCUCAUAAACUCUGCACUUUUACUGAUGACAGUAGAGCUGAAUAUCAGACCUUAUAGUUUACCAGCCCUUGCAAAGGGCUGCCAGGACAAGAUUCACAGCCUUUUGGUUCUCUGGUAUGAAUAUACGCAAAGCUUUAACACUGUAGCGAGGCCACACAAAUAGUCAUCUCCACUUUCUAAUUAAAGGAUAAAAACAAAAGUUCAUCAAUUCUCAUUUAAUUUGAAACAGUCUUCACAAUAAUUAACACCUUUUGUUUUGAGAACUGGGAAUUGUAAAGAGAAUAAACAGUUUUUUUUAAAGGACUUGUAAAGUAGAAAGGGCAAGUUUCUAAGAACAAUAAGAAUAAAAGAAGGGCAAUGCUGUACAGUUGUGUAAAUGUCGCUAUUCAUAUUUUUUUUUGUGUGUAGCAUAGUGUAAAAUAAAUCAGACAUGCUGAAUGCAGUGUUAAUCUGUGAAUUGUAAUUUAAAAAGCCAUGCAUGGUCAAUUAUUUACUUCACAAAUUGCUCAUUAUAGAUAAGGGAGUUUGUUAUCUGUUACUUUUGUGUGUCUGAAACUACAUUUGUUGUGUCAAUUUUAUUUUAAGGACAUGAAACUACUGUUAUUAAACCAUUCACUCCACAGCCAACAUAUAUACAGCCUUAGGAAGCCUUGUUGCUGCAUUCACUAAUACUAGUGGGAAGGAAAGUCUGUCUACUUUAUCCAUCUUUCUGUCCAUUUGCCCUACUCCCUGCUCAACUAGUACUGCAAUGUUCUCUGACUUCCUUCCAGUGCCAUUCAAAGUAAACCUGUGAAACUAGCUGCAAAACCCUGCAUUUUAACUUUCAUCACAACCCUCACAGUUCAAUAGCUUGCAGCAACAGUAAAGUGUACAAACAUAUGGAAAUAAAGCUUUAUUAAGCAUA
Molecule: messenger RNA, 12242 nt
Organism: Chiloscyllium plagiosum (whitespotted bambooshark)
Lineage: Eukaryota; Metazoa; Chordata; Chondrichthyes; Orectolobiformes; Hemiscylliidae
Source: RefSeq, a predicted model, not a curated record